AUGGUUUCAGCACUUGCUCAAGUAAUCGGAAGUACCGAAAACAACCCACUAUCAAUUUAUCAAAACCCUUUAAUUAACACCUCUCACUCCAACGCCGGUCAACAAGAUCAUAAGCUAAACGUGCUUGUAAAAGGUAAUGUAAGGAGAAGACACUAUAGAGGAGUUCGUCAAAGACCGUGGGGUAAAUGGGCCGCCGAGAUUCGGGAUCCAAAGAAAGCGCUAGGGACUUUCGAUACGGCUGAAGCCUCUGCACUCGCGUACGAUGAAGCGGCACUCAGGUUCAAAGGAAGCAAAGCUAAGCUUAACUUCCCUGAAAGAGUUCAAGGCAGGUCAGAAUUAGGUUACCUCACCACUGCAUCAACCGCAUCGGCAUGCGCUCCUUCUCGUCCGCCUCUUCAUCCAACAAACAUACCCAAUCUUUUACAUUAUUCGCAAGCUCUUCCGGGAGGCGAUAGUGAAGUGAAUUAUGCUAUCCCACCUGGUUUCUAUGGACGAGAAAGCUCAUCAGUUUCUCCGUUUUUAGACGAGAACGAUGAU
Messenger RNA from Pistacia vera, 537 nucleotides. Its product is annotated as ethylene-responsive transcription factor ERF114-like. The record is from RefSeq and is a predicted model, not a curated record. Gene Ontology annotation, biological process: regulation of DNA-templated transcription; ethylene-activated signaling pathway. NCBI's taxonomy places the organism in Eukaryota, Viridiplantae, Streptophyta, Magnoliopsida, Sapindales, Anacardiaceae. Gene Ontology annotation, molecular function: DNA-binding transcription factor activity; DNA binding.